UGUGCCGGGGCUGCUGUCGUCAGAGCUAUUCCCUGUACUAGGAUGUGUGAGGAGAGCGCUCUCCGCCAGUACUAGUGCUGCCUACCGCUACUCCUGUCAGCUGUCCGUCCUUUUCUCUACUAUAUUUCCAGCCAGGAAUGAGAAGCGAUGUCCGGGUCAUCCAACGAGGAGAAAAACUGCCGCCGCUUUCUGGAGCUUUUCCUGGGGGAGUUCCGGGGACCGUUCGGGGAGGAGGACCCCAUUCCGUUCCGUCCGCUGUCCGACCAUGUCACCCCGGAGGAGGUGGAAGGGGAAUGCCUGGACCUGUGCCUGCAACAACUCUGCAAAUAUAAUUGCCCAUCUUUCCUGGCUGCUGCUCUGGCGAGGGCAACGGCGGAUGAGAUCUUGCAAACUGACCUAUCGGUAUACUAUCUGCCAAAACAUGUAGAUGGCACAGAAGGAAUCAUACAGCUAGAGUCGGUAAAGCUGGCACGGGCUGUUCUCAGCAAGCUUCAUGAAAUCUGCUGUAGCUGGGUAAAAGACUUUCCUUCGUUCCGAAAGCCACACUUGUACUAUGAUACCUCCAUACAUGCAAUCAAGAAUAUGCGACGCAAGAUGGAGGAUAAGCAUGUCUGCAUUCCUGACUUUAACAUCCUCUUCAACCUAGAGGACCAAGAGGAGCAAGCUUAUUUUGCUGUAUUUGAUGGGCAUGGAGGAGUAGAUGCUGCCAUCUAUGCCUCACUUCACCUACACGUUAAUUUAGUACGUCAAGAGGUAUUCCCCCAGGACCCAGCAGAAGCCUUGUGUCAAGCAUUCCGCAUUACAGAUGAAAGCUUUGUAAAGAAAGCAGCCCGAGAGAAUCUCCGCUGUGGUACAACAGGUGUGGUGACCUUUAUUCGUGGAAACAUGUUGCAUGUGGCUUGGCUGGGAGACUCCCAAGUAAUGCUGGUACGGAGGGGACAAGCAGUGGAACUUAUGAAGCCACAUAAACCAGACAGAGAGGAUGAAAAACAUCGCAUAGAGGCCUUGGGAGGUUGUGUGGUCUGGUUUGGGGCAUGGAGAGUUAAUGGAAGCCUGUCUGUCUCCAGAUCUAUUGGGGAUGCUGAGCAUAAGCCAUAUAUUUGUGGUGAUGCAGAUUCCGAUUCUGUCGUCCUUGAUGGUUCUGAAGAUUAUCUCAUUCUCGCUUGUGAUGGUUUUUACGAUACAGUUAUCCCUGAAGAGGCAGUAAAAGUUGUAUCUGACCAUUUAAAGGAGAACAAUGGUGAUAGCAGCAUGGUUGCCCAUAAGUUGGUUGCAUCAGCUCGUGAUGCUGGCUCCAGUGACAACAUCACAGUUAUUGUGGUGUUUCUUCGGGACUUUAAUGCACCAUCUGACACAGCUGAGGAUAACAACAAAACAGAGAGAUCGUUCGAUGGCGGACAGGAAGACAAUGGAGAUGAUAAAGAAAAUCAAGGGGACUGCAAAGGAUCAUGGCCACUCCAUCAGUGUUCAGCACCGGCUGACCUAGGCGGUUAUGAAAGUCGAGAUUCUUUCACAGACAGAACUAGUUUAAACUUUGGUCCUGGUAUACAGGUUUUAGAGAAACAAGACUAUUUAGACCCGUUACAUGGAGGAACUGGUAAGCCACAUAGUGCCAAAUGCUUGCCAUGCUCCCAAGUAUCCAGAGCUAGCUCACCAAAGAGAGCCAAUGGAAGCAAGGAUUCUGUGAAAAAGGAGCCUUUAGAAAGGCCUCCUUCUCAUGGAGAGAAAGAGUGUGAUGAAAGAAGUGUUUCAAAUACUGGCUUGGGAUAUGUGAAUAUCUUGAUGCCCCAAACUGAAAGCAUUAUCUCCUCUCAGGAGCUAAAGGAUGAAUGUUUGGAAGUGGUGGUGAAUGGUCCAACUUUUAUAUCUACUUUACGCUUUAGAAAAAGGAAAGGUGGGACUAAGGCCAAGCCAAGCUUUUCAAAGCUUCUAUAUUCCCAAAAGCCUUCUCACAAAGCACGGUCCACUUUAUCAAUGCCAGUGCAGCACAUUGGUAAACGUAGGAUAUCGGUACAUUGCCCUGUAGCUUCUAGGAAAAAUAGUGUUAGAGCCCAUUUGAUGAAUAGAGCAUUGCUUAAGGAGAGCAAUUGUAUAUCACUGGCAGACCUGCAUAGGACCUAUCAAGUGUAAAGGAAAAUCUAAAUUAUUUUGUGUGUUAUAUAACUGUAGUGCUCCAGUGAAUUAGGUUAGAUAGAUCCAGAAUUUAAUGGCAUCCUUCUCCUAUCUUAAUGUGUUGAUCUUACCCCAAACAGUACACAGUGUGGUACUCAAUUUUCAUAAAAAUUGACAUUUCCACAAUUGUCUGAGGUGCCAGUUUGAUUCUAUUGAUACUAGAAGGCAUAACUGCUGCCAUGUUUGUAUCACAUUUAAACAUUUUCCUAACCACAUGCAGCAAUUAGGAGAGGGACAAUGUUGAUUAUACUAAAAAAGAGAAUACAGUUUGUGCCCUUUGCGGUGAGCAGUUAAUUAGUGACUUUACGCAGUGCCAGAACCACAGUGUAACCUAUAUUAAAUGUAGUACAAAUUGUGUUGACACCAACCAAAAAUGUCUUGUGUGUGAGUCUCUAAGUUUUAAUGAGUACCCCUGUGUUGUUACGAUCCUGGCCAUUAGCAAAAAAAAGGUCCUAUGCUCAAUGCCUGCUGAUCCUUAUGAAGGUUUAAGUCUACAGCACUAACUAGAUUAGUUCCAGCAAUUGAUAGAUCAGGUCAACCAAGAGAUUACACCAGAUAAUCAUACAGUGAACAAUGUGGAUGUCACU
Molecule: messenger RNA, 2759 nt
Organism: Rana temporaria (common frog)
Lineage: Eukaryota; Metazoa; Chordata; Amphibia; Anura; Ranidae
Gene: PPM1E
Product: protein phosphatase, Mg2+/Mn2+ dependent 1E
Exons: 7
Coding region: 148-2130 (660 amino acids)
Biological process (GO): protein dephosphorylation; negative regulation of protein kinase activity
Molecular function (GO): cation binding; protein serine/threonine phosphatase activity
Source: RefSeq, a predicted model, not a curated record